GGGCCAAAGAUUGCCCCAAAAAUGAAAACAUGUGGCGGACAGCAGUAACGUCAUGAAGGGAUACCAUGGAAGCCACAGCCAAUAUCCUUGUCACUGUGUUCCUGAAGACUGUGACCAAACACAAAAAUAUUUACACCAUAGCCAGGACCCUCAUCAGUCAUUUCUGCCUGACAUCACAGAGCCCUACUCCUUGGACCACCGUUACUAUACCCCGCGAGGCACGGCAAUGCCAUCUGAGUGUCAAUCAGCAACAAUAAGUAUCCCUGAGCCACUGAAUGCUAACAGCAGUACUUUUCCCAGGAUGCACCACAGUCAGCAGUUCGAUUCUUGUGAAGAGUGCAUGGCAGUAGCACAAACAUCAAGUAAGAUUAAUAGAUUACCUGCGAAUCUGCUGGACCAGUUUGAGAAGCAGAUUCCUCUACACCAUGAUGGUUUCCACACACUUCAGUAUCAGAGGACUGGCACUUCAGAGCAGAGAAGUGAGAGUCCAAGCAGAAUUCGCCACUUGGUGCAUUCUGUUCAGAAACUGUUUGCCAAGUCUCACUCCUUAGAAGCUCCUUCUAAGAGAGAGUAUAAUGGAACUAAAAUUGACCUUCGUAGUGGUGACAGCUAUCAUCAUCACCAUCACUCACGACAUAGCAAGAGGAGCAAGAGUAAAGAGCGCAAAUCAGAGUCCAGACAAAGGGCAAAGAUUACAGGGUGGUGGAGCUCUGAUGACAAUUUAGACAGUGACAGUGGUUACUUGGUAUCUGGUAGGCAUAUCUUAGACCCCACUAGUCAAUACUGUGUUGAUAUGCCAGAAAGUGCCUUCAGAGACCUAACUUUAAAAAGUUUAAAGAGUAGCAGUGAGGGAAAGUGUUUAGCCUGUGCAGGCAUGUCCAUGUCACUGGAUGGGCAGGCACUCAAGAGAAGUGCUUGGUCCACGAUGACUGUUAGCCAGGCGAGGGAAUCAUAUCCUGGCUCAGCAAUGAGUCAAGAGAAACCUAUGCUAUUGCAAGAAGGCAAGACAAAGGAAAGGACUUACCACUACCUACAGGUACCCCAAGAUGACUGGAGUGGUUACCCUGGGAUCAAAGAUGGAGAGAUUCCCUGUCGGCGGAUGCGAAGUGGUAGCUACAUCAAAGCCAUGGGUGAUGAUGACAGUGGUGACUCAGACACAAGUCCCAAGAUGUCACCAAAGGGUAUACCUCAGAAUGAGAACUACCACAGGACAUCGAGUGUUGAUCAGAUCCGGUCUAAAUAUUCUUGCAAGCAUUGUUCUGAUUCCUACAUUUGUAACAGGCCCAGUUCUUCUACACCUUCCAAGCUGCAUUCCCGAAGUUUCAGUUAUGGGCGCUCUUUUAAUGCCAGCCAGCUAAGGGACCAGCUCACCCGCCGUCACUUUGAGACAGCAUGCGAGUCCGUUUUUGGGGAAGUGGAAUCACAAGCUGUGGAUGCCCUUGAUCUUCCUGGCUGCUUUCGGAUGCGCAGUCACAGCUACCUCCGUGCCAUACAGGCAGGCUGUUCACAAGAUGAUGACUGCCUUUCAGUGUUUUCCAUGUCUGCCCCAGCUCUACCUUCCUCAUCGAGCGGUAUAAUGAAGUCAAGCGUCUCUUUCAACUACAGGAAAGCACCACCACCCAUCCCUCCAAGAAUUGCUACAAAGCCUAUCAUCUCCAUUACAGCACAAAGCAGCACAGAAUCAAACCAGGAUAACUACCUUCCUAGAGAGGUAACCCCAGCCCCACCUUGGCCUAAAGAAGUCAAAACUCUUUGCAAUUCUACUGACAGCCUAGACAGUGCCAAAGUUCUGAGCAUGUCUGGAGAGUCAUCCACUACCCAGUUUAGGACUCCUAUGAAACCUGCCACUGUGAUCAACCAUAAAGGAAUCAUGUGCCGAACAGAACCAAAGAUCGAAAAAAGAAUAAGAAAAUGGUGUCCUUCUAUUGGUGUCCAGGUUGAUAGUUCAGAAACUGUUUCUGAUUCUGACACUGAAAGUAAAAGCCAGAGGGAAUUCCACUCGAUUGGAGUACAAGUAGAAGACAAGAGGCGAGCACGAUUUAGACGAUCAAAUAGUGUAACUGCUAGUGUUCAGGCGGAUCUGGAACUAGAAGGCUUCCACAGCCUCUCUGUAGCUACUGAAGACAAGGCCUUGCAGUUUGGACGACCAUUUCAGCGGCAUUCCUCUGAACCUGGGACAUCCAGCCAGUACACAGUCUAUAGGACAGUUCAUACCCAAGGUGAUUGGGCAUACCAAGACUAUCCCUUGCAUUACGAUGCGGUAGAAAUACCACAACAGGACUCUUGGACAGAGCCCAUUUCCCGCAGCUUGCCCAAUUCUGGAAGGGCAUCACCUUGCAUUCGAGAUGGCGAAUGGUUUAUAAAAAUGCUACAAUCAGAAGUGGAAAGAAUGGAAGGAUGGUGUCAGCAAAUGGAGCGAGAUGCAGAGGAAUAUGACCUUCCUGAAGAGAUCCUGGAGAAAAUCCGAAGUGCAGUUGGCAGUGCCCAGCUUCUUAUGUCACAGAAGGUUCAGCAGUUUUAUGGGCUUUGUCAGCAGAACAUGGAUCCAAAUGCAUUCCCAUUACCCACCUCUCAGGACCUAGCAGGAUUUUGGGAUCUACUCCAGCUUUCCAUUGAGGAUGUAUCCGUGAAGUUUGCAGAACUUCAACAACUUAAAGCCAAUGGAUGGAAGCUAGAAAACAAGGAAGAAAAGAAGGUUCCUCCUCCAAUACCAAAGAAACCAUCUCGAUUGAGAACACAUCCAACAAAAGAAAGGUCAAUGGAGCAGGCAGAAAGGCAGAGACUUGAAGCAAGAAAAAGACUGUUAUCAGCAAAGCGAGCAGCAUCUUUCAGGCAAAGCUCAGCAACAGAAAGUGCUGAUAGCAUAGAAAUCUACAUCCCUGAGGCUCAAACCAGGCUGUGAAUGCACUGGGCCAUGUGCUCUCUUCAUGUUUCCUCUUUCUCAAGAGAGGACAGCAGAGAGGCAGAUAGAAACCGAAACAAAACAUAUUUUUACUGUGAAUAUCUUAGGUAUUUUUAUUUACUUUUCUACAUCAAGAAGUAGGACGCGACUGCUACCUUCUGUAAUAUUUUGCUCACCUGUUUUCUUACAGGUAGCAAUAUGAACUCGAAGAUCCUAUAUGGUUAGAAAUUAUUAGUUUGUGAAUCUAUUGUAUUAUUGUGAUAGCAACAUCCCUAAUCUCCUAUUGUCUAUGUUUAAGGAAAAAGUACAGAAAAAAAGAAAGAACUGAUAGACAGAGAAUGAUUCAUAUUUUCUCCAAGGAGCAUAAUUAUUAUUCCGGGCAUCAAAAAGCAAGCACCGUGCCUCUGAUUCGCUGCUAACUUUUAACACAGUGAACCGUUUUUGUCAUGAUUUAAAUCCAGGGUGUCAAAUUCAGAAGGGCUGACCUUUAAAACUGGUUCUGUCACCUCAGUUAUCCUGCCAUCAUGCAGACUGCAGUCCAAGAGACCAGAACAUCCAGUGUUACUAAAGAACAGAAAAUAAAUGUAGAUCCUAAGUAGGUAGUACAGAAAGGCAGUGUCUCUGAGGAAGCAACCUGUAGUUGUCUGAAGGGGUAAAGGGGGACACAAAUUUCUUAUCAUGCUAUAUAAAAUUACUUUCUCAUUGUUGUACUAGCUAAGAUUGUAAUACUUGAAUGCAGAUACUAAUUUCGUGUCCAUAUUGUAGCUAGCACACAUUAAAGUCUGAAGAAAGUGCAGCUUUUACAUCUCUCCUGAAAAAUGUAGUAUUUGUAUUGUAUGCACUUGCCUCAUAAUAGCUGAUACUGGUAGAAUGAUGAAAUUAUUUUUGUUUUAGUUCUUUCAAGAAACUGCAUUCUGUGGAAAUUACUUUUCCUAAAUACAGGUCUUGUAAAGGGACUGAAUACCAACCAGUUCACUGCUUAUUUAUAAUAUUAAACCACAUGAUGCUACAGUAUUGGUAGUUUACACCAAGGUUCAUGGACUUCUCCCAAAACACCCCCGUCUUUUUUUAAUCUUGGUAGAUAGAGUACAUUUAGGAUUGCUGAUUUUUAUUAUUACUUCCAAUGUAUGCUGCAUAACAAAAUAUACAUUUGCUGUGACCUCUACAACAUUAAAAGUAAGCAGGCUCAGUAUAGCAGUAGGCUAUAAAGAAUGCAGAAAUAAACAAACCAAAAAAGUAUCACAUGAUAAGCUGUGUGUAUUUUUUGGCAUUAAAGUUUAGGCAAAGUAGCCUGUGUAUUUACUUGAUAUUAAAAGGAGCUACUCGCUCCUUACAUGACCAUUCUUUAUUUGUCAGCUAGCAUUACUAAAUUUUAAAGCCAAUUCAAAGGUGAGAGGCUCCAGGAGUCUGGGUUACAACCUUUCUUCUUCUUCUUCUUUUGGCUUUUUCCCAGUUAGGGGUCGCCACAGCAGAUCACCUUGUCCGCUCAUGAUCUAAAUGCCAAAAUACUGGUGACUUAUAUGACCCAGUGCUAGUAAUAAGAAUAAACUUCUUCUGACACAGAGGAAGAAGGCAAUUUGCCACAAGUAUGUCAAAAAGUACAUAGAGUUUGAUUUAAUUUGCUCCUGCGGAAUGAACUAAUUUCUUCAUGCACUGGAUGAGAUACAUUCUCAUUACAGAAAUACAGAGCUGCUUUUUAACAUCCAUGAUACUAGCGUGUAGGAAACCCCAACUUCACAGCCUCAUUGGUGAUGUUAAGUAGAAGCCUGUCAUGCUGAAAUAUCUAAAUUCACUUCAACAGCUUCCAAAACAAAAUCCUGUUUACUUGAGCAUUUUUAUGUCUUGAUCUGUUUCCCACUUUAGCUUAGCUGCCAGUCUGAGUCAGAUUGUAAAUUGCAUCAUACAUUUAUGUGUACAUCAUUUUGUCUGUCUGUAUUGCCACUAAGGAGGACCAUGGCAUUUACAGGUAUUUGGAUUCUCUUUUGUCUCCCUAUUAGUCUCUAAUAAAAGCUGAGAGGAAGAGUAACAUACAUUAAUGCACAUGGCAUGCACCAGUAGUAGGUAUUUCCACAAACACACUAUCCUAACUAAGCAGUGUAAGUAGCAUACUCACCUCUGGUGCAGAAGGCUGUGGGUUCUAUUCUCACACCAAGUAUAUUGAUUGCUGACACUACAGCACAUCC
This is a messenger RNA of Protopterus annectens (West African lungfish), 5085 nucleotides long. It is a transcript of the gene DLGAP3, whose product is annotated as DLG associated protein 3. Lineage: Eukaryota; Metazoa; Chordata; Ceratodontiformes; Protopteridae. Bases 53 to 2902 code for a protein of 949 amino acids. Gene Ontology annotation, cellular component: glutamatergic synapse; postsynaptic specialization. Gene Ontology annotation, biological process: signaling. The transcript is spliced from 10 exons. Gene Ontology annotation, molecular function: molecular adaptor activity. The record is from RefSeq and is a predicted model, not a curated record.